Messenger RNA from Chironomus riparius, 1414 nucleotides. NCBI's taxonomy places the organism in Eukaryota, Metazoa, Arthropoda, Insecta, Diptera, Chironomidae. The record is from the annotation of a GenBank genome assembly.
GUGUUUAGAAACUUUUUUUUGUUGACAAUCGCGUUACUUUCAUAAAUCUUCAUUUAAUACUAUAAGUAAGGAUCCUAUCAAGCUACAAAAUCAUUCAAUCGAGGGAGUAGAUCACAGGAAACAACAAUAUGGAUUCAAUGAGCUUAAGUUUAGAUGAUAUAAUUAAAAAGAACAAAACAAAGUUUAAACCAUCGGAUAAGAAGAAAAAAGUAAUCAAUUCUGGUAAGAUUGUGAAGAAAACAAACAUCAUAAGGAAGAAGCAGCAAAUAUCACCAAGAAUUAAUUUGGAUGCUAGAGCUAAAAUAAUCCAGAAAAACAGGAGAAAGAUCCAUGAUGCUCGGGAAAAGAUUGCUGAAAGUGCGAGACGUACAAUUAAAGAUGCAAGAGAGUUACUGUCAUCCAAAAAGAAGCCAAUUGCUGUCAGAAAGCCGAAUAUUAAGGCACAACUUACAGGCAGGACACAAAUUCCACAUAUGAGCAGUAAUGCAAGACGUGGAGCACAUUUAAGAAUGGAUGAUGAUCUUUUAAUGGAUGAUGACGAUCUCGAGCUUGAAGAUUUGAAUAAAUUCAGGACAAAACCAGUUGCAAAUUUGCGUAGAACAGUCCAGAAUGACAUUUAUAGAGCAUCAUCGCCUCCACUUCGCGCUAUGCCAAAACUUCCAACGUUCUCUAUUCAAAAUCGUGAGGUAUCUCCAUCAAUUGAUCCAUUUGACUGUUAUGUCGUACCAACACGACUUCCAAUUCCUCUACCUCCAAGAAACAUCACAGAACGUUAUCAUCCAAAUAGAGGAGUUAUGAGUGCUCAUAUGGAUGCAUACGCAAAAGAUGAACCAGCACGUAAAAGUAUUUUGAGAAGUAACUCGAGACCUGAUGAUCAUGACGAUCGAUUCGAAAGCGACCGAUAUGUUAUAGCUGAACCAAAAAGUCGCUCAUACACAAAUGAAUCUGCUGGAAUAUUUGCCAAUGUCACAUCACCACCAAGAAGUGGAAGUAGCAGUAGCUUAAUUAAAGGUCAUCGUAUUAUCGUUAAUAAUUUAGAUCAAACUGUCACGGAAGGUGAAAUGCGUGAAUUGUUUAGUGACAUUGGUGAAGUCGUGUCAGCAAAGAUUAUUAAACCAGGAACUGCAGAAAUCAUUUAUAGACACGUUGGUGAUGACGAACGAGCACAUGAAGCCUAUCAUAAUAGAAUCUUAGAUGGCAGACCAAUGAAAAUCGCAUUAGUAGGCACAAACAACAAAUACCGAAUGUGAACUUAUUUUGAGGAUUUUGGAACAGCCACACGUUACUGAUUGCUUUUUAUGUGGACUAAGAAUUUACUUUAUUUGAGAUUUUAAAUAGAAUUUUGAUUGCUCCAAUUUGUGUAAUUAUGGAAGAUUUUUAAGAAAAAUAAUAAAUCAGUUAUUUUCUUCCCAGA